AUCCUCCUGACUAUGUAGUGUUUCGCCGUUCUUUAUAGGAGUAUCAAGGCAUCGCGUUCACGGUUCACUCCUCCCGACAACUCGACAUUUCCGUGACGGGCAAUUCGUCGAACACCUGACACCAUGGACGCGCCUCCGCCCGCGCAGCCGGACGCCGCGGCGGCGCCGCCCGCCUCGACCUCAGCUUCGACCCUCCCUUCCGCGCCGCCACCAAAUCCCACGCCUUCUGUUUCCACUGCCGCACCACCCACUUCGGACUCCAGCCCUGCUCCCACCCCAGCUCCAGCCCCCGCUCAAACCCUAGAGCCCCCAACUCCCAGCCUCGCCAGCGCGCGGCCGCCACCGCCUCGCAUGAGGCCGCCUUACACCCACCUAGCCUCGCCCAUCACGAUGUCCUCCUCCUCCUCUCCCAACACAGCCGCGGCCUCCUCCUCCGCCACUAUGGCAAUGCCAAGGGGAGGGGUCGCCCUUGGGUUGCCUGCGCACCCGCGUGGGCCUCAUACGCCCGUCGGCUAUACUGGGUUCGUGCCUCCGCCACCGCUAGCUCACCAAUUCAGCCCUAUGCAUCGCGGCCCCGACCAGUCGCUGCCGCCCGCGCCACAGCUCGUGGCUUUGUAUAGUUAUCAACAUGUCCUCCACAAGGAAGAAAGGAUCCUAAUCCAGCUUAGGCAGCCUGCCCCUGGGAUCCAGAAUAUUGGGAUGAUAGGUUCCCUUAACACAUCCCAGUUAAGACCAGGAGCAAUCUCUGGUCCGCAGCAACCAAAGCCAGGUCUUCCAUCAUCAGUAACACCAUCUCCGACUGGUAACCAAAUGCCUGGUUCACAAAAAACCCCGAUGCAUUCUUUAACAAGACCACUGUCUAUGGGUUCUCCUUCGACGGCUUUACAGCAAACUCAGCCAAAUGUAUCUUCACCAUUUAGGCCCCAACAAAGGCCACAAGUUCCACAGCAAAGGCCUUACCAUGUUGCACAGUCUGCACCCGUGGCUUCGCAUCAACAGAAUGUACUUUCAGGACAGCAGCAGCUACCACAGCAUCAACCUUUGCAACAGCAGCAGCAGCAGCAGCAGCAGCAGCAGCAACAGCAACAGCAGCAUCAAAGUCAGACACAAAGUUCCUUGCAACAAAAUCAGCAACAUGCAACACUAAAAGCCCAGCAGCAAGUUGUUCGGACUCCUGUUUCAUUGAUUCAGACAGCUGAUUCUCCUGCUGCGCAACAAGCUACUAAUACGCAACUUGUGGACAUGGCUUCCAUCGAUGCAGCUGCUGGUGAAUCUAGUAAUCGGCUACUCUCCAAGAGGAGUAUACAUGAACUACUUGCACAGAUCGACCCUUCAGAAAGGCUGGAUCCUGAAGUUGAAGACGUUCUUAUUGACAUUGCAGAAGAUUUUAUUGAAAAUGUCGGAACAUUUGCUUGUUCUUUAGCAAAACAUAGAAAGUCGAGUACUUUGGAAGCAAAAGAUGUACUCCUUCAUGCAGAGAGAAGCUGGAAUAUCACGUUGCCAGGCUUCACCGGGGAUGAAAUAAAAUUAUACAAGAAGCCGCACGUCAAUGAUAUUCACAGGGAGAGGCUUACUCUGAUCAAGAAGUCCAUGGCUAGUGAAGGUACCACAAAGAGCUCUGCUGCCCAAGCUGCAGCCAACCAGAAAAAUCAGACUCCAAAGCCACCUGCCACAGGUUCGCCGUGAAAGAAAUACACUAUCCCCUUGUUGUAGAUUGAGUGUAGAACCAGUCGGGGAAGUAUUUGCACCCAAAAAUAACAUGUAUGAUACUUUUUGUAAAGAUGUACUUGUUUUCAUAAAGCUGUAUUUGUUAUUCCCUCCGAUCCAUAAAAAGUGUCGCCCAUCGGAGGGAAUACAAUACUAACUAGUAAUUUUGUUCCAUGGAUUUAUGGUUCGGCUUAGUUGCAACUCUGUUAAGUUAGACCUGAACUUUGUGAGGUGUCAUUGUUACUUUUCCAUUGCGGAAUUUUGUUCAGCGGAAAUAGUCAUCUGACUUUGUUCAGAAAUAGUUGAAGACACAGCUACCCUGUACCAACGCUUAAAGCUCUGUAUAUAUACCCGACGAAUGAUGUAUCGUGGAUUCUGUUUUCA
This is a messenger RNA of Brachypodium distachyon (stiff brome), 2091 nucleotides long. Its product is annotated as transcription initiation factor TFIID subunit 12. Gene Ontology annotation, biological process: RNA polymerase II preinitiation complex assembly; DNA-templated transcription initiation. Bases 124 to 1686 code for a protein of 520 amino acids. Gene Ontology annotation, molecular function: DNA binding; TBP-class protein binding; protein heterodimerization activity. The record is from RefSeq and is a predicted model, not a curated record. The transcript is spliced from 9 exons. Gene Ontology annotation, cellular component: SLIK (SAGA-like) complex; SAGA complex; transcription factor TFIID complex. Lineage: Eukaryota; Viridiplantae; Streptophyta; Magnoliopsida; Poales; Poaceae.